CGCUAGACAUCUGUACCACAAACCGCGAUGAGCACCGUGGUCGACAUCUCUCCCAAACUUGGCGAGUACAUGCUCAAGGGAUGGAUUCUGACUGACGAUAUAUGUCAGACUUGUCGCAAGAUUCCCUUAAUGCGCUCACCUGCAGCACACAGCCCGGAGUCAUAUUAUUGCGCCUGUUGCGAUUCUAUACGGAGUAGAAUCCAGGAGGCUACUAAUUCGGCUCAUUCGGCUAGCUCUUCGAGUGUGAACUCUAGCAUGAGUUCCGGCACCCAUAUUUCCAGACCGUCAACACCACCCACAGAGGUCUCGAGCGUAUUCAGCUCACCUGUUUUUGCACCCGUUGAUACCGAAGAAGUUAUGCGUCGCCGACAACAAUCGGAUUUAGCCUCGUCCGAGAUCGGCAAACGAAUGCUGAAAGGGUGGGCCAUGUUAGCAGAUGAAUGCCCUAACUCGGAAUGUUAUGGUAUUCCUUUGAUUCGGCCCCCUAAGACUGGUAGUGAGAGGGAUCCACGAAAAGAAUGCGUUAUAUGCCAUACCGUCUAUGUCGACCAGACCGAUGAAAACGGGCUCGUGCGCCUGGUUUCUACCGAGGCUACGUCCGCACCGCUAGCUGGGCCAUCCUCACGCCCGGUUCCUGCUCCAUCUGAUAGACCAGCCCAAUCUUCAGUUUCAAGAGGACAGGAUAUGGAGACGAUUACUAGCAUCGGAGAGAUCCCGGAUUUACAGUCAUCGACUGUGCCACCAUGGAGGGACUCACAGUCAAAGAUACCAUCUUCCUCGAAAUCAAAACUUGUUUCGUCGUCACACAAUGGUUCUGCCAGCUCUGGUACAACACUGCAACCUACAAGUGCGACUCUUGCCACGUUGGAAGGAACGGCGAGGGCCCUGGAAUCUUCACUAAGGGUUCUUACAGAGAGAAUAAAUCUCCUUUCCCAAGCUUCGGUAGUCAACCCCACAUCUAUCGGUCAAACCGCGGAUGCAAUCUAUAAGGUGUCACUUGCUUUGCAGCAAGUCAAGCAGUUGCAUUGGAGCGAGAUUACUGCAUAUGUAACCUAGAGCCCUUCGCCCUACGUGGCACACAUGUUCACGACUGGUUAGCGUAAUGACACUUAAUACAACUUUUCACGUUGCGCGA
Messenger RNA from Somion occarium, 1135 nucleotides. Lineage: Eukaryota; Fungi; Basidiomycota; Agaricomycetes; Polyporales; Cerrenaceae. The record is from the annotation of a GenBank genome assembly.